CGAGAAUUGUGUUGAGUUGCCUAGAUGCCACGUCUGAGAAAGAAUAGUAGGUGAGAAGUGGCACUGUCUAGGCAACAAUAAUAAUACGUAAGAUAAUCAAUUACUGUAUUUACCCCAUAGACUGCAAACGGCAGCACGGUUCUACUAACUGGUAACAAUGAGGACAUCUCAAAGCCUCCUAGUGGUGGCAUUACUGUGUGCCAGCGCGUUCCUGAUGAUGACCGGGUCCGCUCUGGCCCACUCUCACUCCCACGGUGACCACGGCCACGGACACGCGCACGGUCACCACGGACACGCGCACGGUCACCAUGGACACGCCCACUCGCACGGGGGCGGCGGUUGUCAUGGCCACUCCCACGAGCCCCAGGGGGUGAAGAUGCACCACGGAGCCAGCAAGUGGAGCGCCGAGGCCAACCUGCCAGCACCUGAGGACUCCCAUGGCCACGCCCACGACCAUGACCACGCCCACUCUCACGACCAUGACCACGACCAUGACCACGCCCACGACCAUGACCACGCCCAUGACCACGACCAUGGUCACGCCCAUGACCACGACCAUGGCCACGCCCAUGACCAUGGCCACGCCCACUCUCACGACCAUGACCACGACCAUGGCCAUGCCCACUCCCACGACCAUGGCCAUGCCCACUCUCACGACCAUGGCCACGCCCACGACGACGCCCACGAAGCUUCGCACAGCCAUGCCCAGGGAGCCGAGAGGGCAAAGAGAAACGCGAAGGGGGGAGAGAGGAGGGACAUGGUGGAGCUCUGGACGCAGGCCAUCGGUGCUACUCUGCUGAUCAGUGCCGCCCCCUUCCUGAUCCUGUUCCUCAUCCCGGUCCAGUCCAACACCGACCAGCACCAGAACCUGCUCAAGGUUCUGCUGAGCUUCGCUUGCGGAGGCCUCUUGGGAGACGCCUUCCUGCACCUCAUCCCUCACGCUCUGGAGCCCCACUCUCACCACGGAGACGAAGAGCACGGCCACUCACACGCCAGUGCUGAGUCACAUGACCACGGCCACUCACAUGGUGGAGCCCAUGGCCACAUGAUGUCGGUGGGGCUGUGGGUGCUGGGUGGAAUUGUGGCCUUCCUCAUGGUGGAGAAAUUUGUGCGCCUUCUGAAAGAUGGGCACGGCCAUGGCCACGCCCACGGACACGCCCACUCCCACGCCUUGCCCGAAGCGAAGGAGAGCGACGGAGAGGACGAGGAGCAGGAGGAGGAGGUGAAGAAGGAAGUGAAGGAGGAGGUGAAGGAGGACAAGAAGGAGGAGGAGGAGGAGGAGGAGAUGGACAAAGCAAAGGAGGCGGAGCAGGAGAAAGAAGAGGAACAGAAGACGGAGGAAAAAGAUGGGGUUAAACGAAGGAAAAAAGAGGAAACUGAGAAGAAGACACCAGAGAAAGAGGAAGAGAAAAGCACAGACAUCAAGGUGUCGGGCUACCUGAACCUGGCGGCCGACUUCACGCACAACUUCACGGACGGCCUGGCCAUCGGCGCCUCCUUCCUGGCGGGGCCGGCGGUGGGCGCGGUCACCACCCUCACCAUCCUGCUCCACGAGGUGCCCCACGAGAUCGGGGACUUCGCCAUCCUCGUCCAGUCCGGCUGCACCAAGAAGAAGGCCAUGUGUCUUCAGCUCCUGACAGCCCUAGGAGCGUUAGCCGGCACAGCUUGCUCCCUAUUGGCCGAAGGAGUGGGGGCGGCGGCCACGGCCUGGAUCCUCCCCUUCACGGCGGGCGGCUUUGUGUACAUCGCCACGGUGACCGUUUUGCCAGAGCUGCUGGUGGGCAGGUCCACCCUGGGCCAAUCGGUGAUGGAGAUCUUGGCCUUGCUCUUCGGGGUGGGCAUGAUGGUGCUUAUCGCAGAGUACGAGUGAACAAGAAAAUGUGACGAGUGAGGGAGAGGGGGAUGAUGGUGGGUGAGAGAGAGAGAGAGAGAGAGGGAGGGAGAGAGAGGGACAGGAGUGUGGGAGGGGGAGGUCGGAGAUGAGUUGAGAUUCAGGAGUAUGAGCACAGGGCAGUUUUAAAUCUAGUAAAACAACAUCUCCUUUUCGUGAACAGGGUUGCGAUACAGCAGGAGCGAGGAGAGUGUCUCUCUCGUUUGCAGAAUGGACAGAAAGUCCAAACAAAGGACUGCAUUGUCUCAAUAGUAAAAAAAAAAAAAUUAAAUUAAAAAAAAAAAA
Anguilla anguilla (European eel) is the source of this 2176-nucleotide messenger RNA. RefSeq names its product solute carrier family 39 member 7 (gene slc39a7). NCBI's taxonomy places the organism in Eukaryota, Metazoa, Chordata, Actinopteri, Anguilliformes, Anguillidae. Gene Ontology annotation, biological process: zinc ion transmembrane transport; intracellular zinc ion homeostasis. Gene Ontology annotation, cellular component: membrane. Gene Ontology annotation, molecular function: zinc ion transmembrane transporter activity. The transcript is spliced from 9 exons. The record is from RefSeq and is a predicted model, not a curated record. The coding region runs from base 158 to 1870 and encodes 570 amino acids.